AUGUUUGGCAACACUAAAAUCACACUAUCACGCGCUCGGCCUCCAUUCAUCCUGAAAACUAAGCAAUUAGCUCCACAGAAGGAACUACUGAUUCAAAAAACAAAUCAAGUAAACCAAAGAGAGAAUUCAAUGACGUCAAAACGACAUAUUCGCUUUGUAUCGAUAUUACUGGGUGCGCUAGUUUUGAUAGUGCUUAUUAUUACUAUCCCAGUGGUACUUACUCGCAAUCGUGCGACCAGCCAAUCCAAAGAAAAGACGAUGACUACUGUCAAUAUUUCAUCUGCUUCAAUGACGACAGAGAUUACCAAAACUCACAGUACAAAUGAUGUUGCAUCCACUAGCCUAUCAUCAACUACCAAUACUGACUCUAAUCCAGUACCAACGUUGAUGAUGGAAAGUACUGAUUAUGCUAGCGUCGAAAAAUAA
This is a messenger RNA of Adineta ricciae, 426 nucleotides long. Lineage: Eukaryota; Metazoa; Rotifera; Eurotatoria; Adinetida; Adinetidae. The record is from the annotation of a GenBank genome assembly.